AUGUUUCGCCAGAUUCUCAUCGAUCCUGCCCAUCAAAAAUAUCAAUGUAUUUUGUGGCGAGAAGCUCCUAAGUGUCCGAUCCAUGUGUUUGAAUUAAAUACUGUUACCUACGGAAUGGUGUCUUCGCCAUAUCUUGCCAUUCGCGUAAUGAGACAGUUGGCACAUGACGAAAAGGACAAUUUUCCUUUAGCUGUUUCCGUGCUUUUGGAGCAAACCUACGUUGAUGACGUUUUUCUUGGAGGAUCGGAUAAAACCUCCACACUCAAGGUGAGAGAUCAAGUCAUUAAUAUGACAAAUGCUGGGGGAUUCCCAUUACGGAAAUGGUUUAGUAAUUCUCCUGAUUUACUAGACGGAUUGGAUUCUGCUGAUCAUGGUUUAGCAGUUGAGAUCCCUUUUGACGAUUCUUCAGGUUUCAAAGUCCUCGGAAUUUUUUGGAAACCGUCAGAUGAUGCCUUUCACUUCAAAACUUUUGAAAUUCCUGAAGAACCUGCAACAAAAAGAUCAAUACUCUCGGCUACCGCGAAAAUAUUCGACCCAAUGGGUUGGAUUUCGCCUGUGACAAUUAUUGCAAAAAUUCUUUUGCAAAAACUCUGGCUUCGAAAGCUAGACUGGGACGAUUCUCUUUCCUCGGACUUGCUUAAAGAUUGGAAUCAAUUUCGAUCUUCAUUGUCGGCCUUGUCAAAUCUUUCAGUUCCAAGAUGGACGCAUAAUUCUUCUGAUGCAGUCUCGAUACAAAUCCAUGGCUGCGUCGAGUGUCGCAUAUUCUGCAGUCACUCUACAAUUGUUCUCAGUUGGCUUCAGAAGCAACCAACUUCCUGGACUACUUUCGUUGCAAAUCGUGUGUCAGGUAUUUUAACGGAGUUGCCUGCAGCUACGUGGAAUCAUGUUCCUUCUAAGCAAAAUCCCGCGGAUUGUGCCUCACGUGGACUCUCAGCGGAGGACUUGUCAACCUUUUCCCUUUGGUCGGAGGGUCCCACUUGGCUGCUAGAUUCACCGGAGACAUGGCCUCGACGAAAUUGUGGUCUGGAAACUACCGAAGAGUCUCGUAUAGUUUCUCAUCUGAUCUACAAUAACCUCGAACCUGAUUGGCAAUCACAACUGAUGUCUCACUAUUCAUCUUGUGCACAUUUAUUGCUGACGGCUACCGAAAUCAACAAUGCCGCUUUAUUUUGGGUUGAAUACGUUCAAGAAAAUUCUUUUGCUCACGAAAUUCAGUGUCUCAAGGAAGGAAAACCAAUUCCCCCAAGUUCUCGCAUACAAAAGUUCUCACCCUUUCUCGAUGACAAUGAUAUUCUACCUAAUCAUCCGAUUUCCUUUUUAAUUUUGACACAAUUGCACAAAAAUUUAUUACACGGGGGAGUUCAGUUGACUCUUUAUAUUGCUCGCACUCAAUAUUGGAUUAUUGGUGCGCGAAAUCUCAUUAAAGGAAUUAUCAGGAAAUGUGUCACUUGCGUGAGAGACAAAGCGCGUGUUGAAAACCAACUUAUGGGAGAUUUACCUAGUGCUAGAGUAUCUCCUUCUCGUCCUUUCUCUCAUACCGAAAUUGAUUACGCGGGUCCAUUUUUGGUCCGCUCUAGUUCGGGUCGCGGAACCAAGUCACAUAAGGCUUGGAUCGCUGUUUUUGUUUGUUUUUCUGUUAAAGCCAUACAUUUGGAGCUUGUUGACGAUUAUACGUCAGCUGCUUUUCUCGCAGCUUUGAGACGCUUUACCUUACGUCGAGGUUUGCCAACAGAUCUUUAUAGUGACAAUGGCACGAAUUUUCGCGGUGCUGAUCGCGAAUUGUCACAUACAUUUAAGCUCAUUAUGAAAGAUCCGACGAUUGCUUCUUACAUGGCCUCAGACGGAAUCACGUGGCACUUCAUGCCUCCGUCUGCGCCGCAUUUUGGAGGUCUGUGGGAAGCUGGCGUAAAAAAUGUAAAAUUUCAUUUGCGUACAUUAUUAUCAAACGCUACACCGACUUCCGAAGAAUUAACGACUUUACUUUGUCAAAUCGAAUGCUGCUUAAAUUCUCGACCUAUUGUUCAACUAAACGAAGAUCCAGAGAGUUGCGAAGCAUUAACUCCUGGACAUUUUUUAAUCGGAUCUGCGUUAAAAACUGUACCUGCGAUAUCUGUUCUGGAUCUACCUGAGAACCACUUGUCGCGUUGGCAGUUUUAUAAACGUGUCUUAGAACAGUUUUGGCGCUCAUGGUCCAAAGAUUAUUUACAGUCACUGCAACAGCGAACAAAGUGGUUGUCAGAGCGAGUUAAUUUGAAAAUUAACGAUGUUGUUUUACUACGAAAUCCUAAUCUCCCACCCGCUAAAUGGGAAUUAGGACGUGUCAUUAAAUGUAUUCCCGGUCAAGACGGUCACGUUAGAGUCGUUCAAGUAAAGACGAGUGCGUCUGAAUUUACUCGUCCAAUCACACAAUUAAUUCGAUUACCGUGCAACUAUUCAUAA
Leptopilina boulardi is the source of this 2439-nucleotide messenger RNA. RefSeq lists its product as uncharacterized. The record is from RefSeq and is a predicted model, not a curated record. Gene Ontology annotation, molecular function: nucleic acid binding. NCBI's taxonomy places the organism in Eukaryota, Metazoa, Arthropoda, Insecta, Hymenoptera, Figitidae. Bases 1 to 2439 code for a protein of 812 amino acids. The transcript is spliced from 4 exons. Gene Ontology annotation, biological process: DNA integration.